This is a messenger RNA of Cutaneotrichosporon cavernicola, 1263 nucleotides long. RefSeq lists its product as uncharacterized. NCBI's taxonomy places the organism in Eukaryota, Fungi, Basidiomycota, Tremellomycetes, Trichosporonales, Trichosporonaceae. The record is from RefSeq and is a predicted model, not a curated record. Gene Ontology annotation, biological process: Golgi to plasma membrane protein transport. Gene Ontology annotation, cellular component: trans-Golgi network. The coding region runs from base 1 to 1263 and encodes 420 amino acids. The transcript is spliced from 4 exons.
AUGGCGACCACGUCAGCCCGCCCCCUCGCGGUUCCGACCAAGCCGAGUCAACUCCUGCACCCCUCAUCGGCCGGUUCCCCGCAUUUGCCACCGCCCACUCCGUCAUACCACUCGGCCUCUUCUCUCGGCAGCCACGACACGAUGGAUACUCUCGAGCUUACACCUGGUGUUGGUCUGGGGCCAUUCUCGUUGGGUGAUAGCCUGUGGCAUGUCCUCGACCUCCUACGCUCGCGUAAGACAGAGGCACCCAAAGUCGACGUGUCGUGGGACCCAGAUAACUCGCCCACAACCUCUGUUACCGUACAUGCAGGUCCACUGGCCCUCCUCUUCCCAUCUCCCGCCCAGCGGCUCGCACACAUUGUCGUCACCGAUCUCGCGGACGUCACGCUCACUUAUGAGGGGACUGUGCUGUCCUCACCCACGUGCGCGUUCACCCGCGCCGGCGUCGCGUACGCCCUCGGACCCACGUUUAGCGAUGGCACCCAGCGACUCGCCUAUCCCGGGUUGGUGCUCGAGGCUGCCGGUGGCGACCGCGAUGACCGCGUCACGAGUGUCAGUAUCAUGGCACGCGAUGGCGAGGAGCCUGUCGGCGAGGACGGGUUGCGUAGGUGUUCCAUCAAGCCGGGACACGGCGCGACGCUCACUUUCGCGCACGAUGUGAAUAUCAUGCUCGGGGAGACGACCGCACAGGACGUACUCCUCGACCUCGGGCCACCCCUGCGCAAGUACUGGCGCGAGGACGACCGGUUAGACCGUGUGUGGGGCCCACCCCGCCGUGUGCCUCCAGGGCAUGACGCGACAUCGCCCAGCGCCUGCUUCUGGAACUACCUGCAAUACGGACUCGAUCUGCUCGUCGUCGAUGGAAUUGUCACAAAGCUCGUCGCGUACUCGAACAUUCCCGGCACGCCCAUGUUCCAGCAGUACGCGCGCUGCCCGUGGGAGGUGGAAACGGGUGAUAACCCGCUUGACUUGACUGCGCCGCUGUCUUCUUUCCGGAUCGAACUCGGAUCCGCGCCCCUCGCGGCUAACGGAGAAUCACCUGCACCAAAGCAAAAGAAGAAGAAGGGAGGGGAGACGGCAGACACAGACCCACCAGCGCCCGACUCGGACGCCAUGGUCCUCGACCGCUCGGUUGAGGGCGGGCUGGAGGGUGUCGUGGGUCUCAGCCGCUCACAGCUCGUGGGGUUCGAUGGCCUCGUGCUGGAGGUUGAUGAGGGCAGUGGGGGGAUUGCGUCUGUGCAGAUCUUCCGGGCAGGUGUGUAG